AGCAUAACAUUAACAGCUGUUGCAGUGUGCGCGCUUCCCAAGCGAAUGCCAUUGUGUACGUUGCAGGCUGACUGUCAGUUUAUUCUCCUUGACCUUUUUUUGUUGUACGGCGCUUGGGGCAGCAGCAGCAGCACCAUAUACAGCAGCCAGUGUUGCAGCAGUUAUUGUUGAACGAUACGCCAGCGCCAUGCACAUAGAAACCGCGACGAGUUGUCAACCAAAACGAGCAAGUGCCAAAAAUCGCAGCGUGCCGUUAGCGUGAGCUAACUUUUCAAAACGACUUUAAGAGCGACACAAUUUUUGGCCAGCUGAAAUCGAAAAAAGACACUCAGCAGAGAGAGAGAGCGAGAGAGAAAUUGGAGACAUUGUGAAGAGAAGCCCGCCCCCCAAGAAACCUAGUCAAGACGCUUAGCAAUUGCAUUUAUUUUUGUUAUUUACGAUUGUAAGCCGCACCGCAUUUUCCAGCCAUGGGCAACAAGAACUCGUGCUGUGCCUACUCAAGUCCACAAUCGGAUCGCAAGUCCAAGGAUAUACCGCCCGUCUUCGAGGAGCGUCAUCAGUUGCCGCACACAUCACAGCAUCAACUCGAUGGCCAUCAUGGCAGCGGCAGUGGCAAUGUGGCGAUGUCCGUGCAUCAUCAGCAGCAUCAUCAACACCAUCACUCACAUCAUCAACCCGGCGGCGCUGGUGAUAACUAUGAGAAUCAACAGAAUCUGCAACACAUUUCCGAGCGUGAAGCGCUCGAGGGCGAAGAGGAUCCAUCAGUGGACCCCACGGCUGCCACCAUGUUUCUGGAACGCUCCAAAGUGGAGAAUGGCGGCAUGACGCGGAAACGUUCGCAGCAUCAAAUUGCCCAACAACAAGGUGGCAGCAGCUCUGGAGGUGGUGGCGGCGGUGGAGGAGGCGCCAAUACACCGGGUGCGAAUAGUUCGGGAACGGGAACUGGCGGCCUCAAGAAGAGCUCGUCGUGCUCGACCAUCUAUUUGGAUGACAGCACUGUGUCGCAGCCGAAUUUAAAGAACACAGUCAAGUGUGUUUCGCUGGCCAUUUACUAUCACAUCAAGAAUCGUCAGUCGGAUCGUCGUUUGGACAUAUUCGAUGAGAAGCUGCAUCCGUUGACGCACGAUCAUGUGCCGGAUAAUUAUGACACUCAGAAUCCCGAACAUCGACAGAUCUACAAGUUUGUGCGCACACUGUUCAAUGCCGCCCAAUUGACGGCCGAGUGUGCAAUCAUCACGCUAGUCUAUCUGGAGCGUCUGCUCACCUAUGCGGAACUUGAUGUGGGGCCAUGCAACUGGAAGCGCAUGGUGUUGGGUGCUAUACUGCUUGCCUCCAAAGUGUGGGACGACCAGGCAGUGUGGAAUGUCGAUUACUGCCAGAUACUCAAGGACAUUACGGUCGAGGAUAUGAACGAGCUGGAGCGUCAAUUUCUGGAGCUGCUGCAGUUCAACAUCAACGUUCCAUCGUCCGUCUAUGCCAAAUAUUAUUUCGAUUUGCGCACGCUUGCCGAGGCAAAUGAGCUCAAUUUCCCCACAGAGCCGCUCUCCAAGGAGCGCGCCCAGAAACUGGAGGCGAUGUCGCGGGUCAUGCAGGACAAAGUGACCGCCGAGGCGCUUAAGAAUGGCAUCAAGAAAUGGUCCUCGAUGGACAACAUCAGUCAGGGCGGUCCGCGGCGUAGCGUGGCCAUAUUAUCGUGAUUUAUAUUAGCUUAUUAAAACAACUAAACCACACAACUGUAUUUUAAUCUGUAGUAGUGCAGCUCCUCCAACAAGAGCAUCCAUACAGUAUCCCUUAAAAAAAAAAACAAAGAAUAACCUGUCCUUCCUUGAUACAAAACAAAACAAAAAAAAAAACAACUGAAUUGCAAAAGAAUACGAUAAUUUCUUUAUUUUCUAUUUUUUAUUGUCGACUUAACUAUAACUUAUACACUUCUCAUAUAUGUACAUUUAGAUAUAUUGAAAAGGAUAAAAACAAAGCAAAAAACAAUUUUUGUAUAAUUUAAUUUCAUGUAAUACCGUUAAUAAACUUUACGAGAAAGUUUUUUAGCCAAUUACACCAAUCGAAUUGCACACAAAAAAAACAACAACAACAAAAUGAAGAAAUCAAGUGAAUGUUUUUAACAAUAAUAACAAAACACACACACACACAUUUGUCUCGAAUUAAGGACCACUUUUUAUAUAUACAACACUAUGCCAGCAUAUUUGUAUAUUCUUGUAAGCGAAACUACCGAUUGCAGUCAAGGAUUUGGAUGAUUUUAAAAUACUUGUAAUAUGCCUACAACAAUUGCAAAAAGAAACGCGUAACCAAUUGCCAAAAAAAAAAAACUAAAUGAAAAACAUAGAAAA
Drosophila sulfurigaster albostrigata is the source of this 2345-nucleotide messenger RNA. It is a transcript of the gene CycY, whose product is annotated as cyclin-Y-like protein 1. The transcript has 3 exons. Gene Ontology annotation, molecular function: protein kinase binding; cyclin-dependent protein serine/threonine kinase activator activity. Gene Ontology annotation, cellular component: plasma membrane. Gene Ontology annotation, biological process: regulation of canonical Wnt signaling pathway; regulation of cyclin-dependent protein serine/threonine kinase activity. The coding region runs from base 468 to 1697 and encodes 409 amino acids. NCBI's taxonomy places the organism in Eukaryota, Metazoa, Arthropoda, Insecta, Diptera, Drosophilidae. The record is from RefSeq and is a predicted model, not a curated record.